Messenger RNA from Paramecium pentaurelia, 1130 nucleotides. The record is from the annotation of a GenBank genome assembly. Lineage: Eukaryota; Ciliophora; Oligohymenophorea; Peniculida; Parameciidae.
UAAUGUAAGAUAAUAGUACAUUCGGAAUCAUUUAAGAAUCAAAUUGGAAUUCUGUGUGUUUUGCCCUCAAAUGUCAGAUAGGCUACUUCAUAUAUAUGUUUGCAUCCACAAAGAUAUUACCAGGAACACAAUUCAAAGGAUUUCCUGAUCCAAAAGGAAAAGUGUUAAUGUAUAAGAUAAAUGGAUUAAAUACAUACAUAUUAACACUCACAUUAAUAAUAUUGGGUAAAGUAUUUUUUAAUUUUACAUUAAUACCAUUGAUAGAACAUUUUUGGUCAUUUUUUAUAGCCUCAAAUAUUUUGGCUUUUGUGUUUUCUUUUAUUUUAUUAAUAAAAGGAAAAUUGAGUCUACAUUAUAAGCCACAUAUUCAAACAUGGACACCUUAAUUAUUAAAUGAUUGGUGGUUUGGAUCAGAAUAAAAUCCUAGAAUUUUGAAUGUAGACUUAAAAAUGUAUUUUUAUGAACCAUCAUUGAUCGGAUUACAAAUAUUCUUAUUAUCAUUUGCUGAAUAUUAAUACAAUACUUAUUCAACAUUAUCAAUAAACAUGAUUCUAUUUCAAGUUUUUUGGUUUAUGUGGCUUAUUACACAUUAUAUAAGAGAAGAUUUUAUGUUAUCAACUUGGGAUAUUAUAGCAGAAAACUUUGGGUUUAUGUUAGUUUGGGGAGAUAUUGUAUAUUUACCUUAUCUAUAUUGUAUUGGAGGAUGGUACUUAGGUGAUUUUGUACAGAAUAGCCCAACAAUUUAUCUGAUAUUUAUAACAUUGUUACAUGUGACUUCGUUAUAUAUGUAUAGAGAUUCUAAUUGGUAAAAGGAUAGAUAUAGAAGAUUAGGAGAUAAAGCAAUAAUAUGGAAUAAAAAACCAUAGACAUUAUAAAAUAAAUUAUUAAUUAGUGGAUGGUGGGGUAUAGGGAGACAUUUAAAUUACACAGGAGAAAUUUUAGUUUAUCUUUCUAUUGCAAUGUGUGGAGAAUUCAAAGCUUUUAAUAAUUAUAUAUUGCCUUUAAGUUUAUUUUGUUUACUGACUCACAGGGCUACAAGAGAUGAUAAGCGUUGCAGAGAAAAAUAUGGUAAAUUAUGGCAAGAGUAUUGUUAAAUAGCCAAAUUUAAGAUAAUUCCAUUCAUAUUUUGA